Molecule: messenger RNA, 201 nt
Organism: Kwoniella mangroviensis CBS 8507
Lineage: Eukaryota; Fungi; Basidiomycota; Tremellomycetes; Tremellales; Cryptococcaceae
Exons: 2
Coding region: 1-201 (66 amino acids)
Source: RefSeq, a predicted model, not a curated record
AUGUCUUCUUCCCCUACCGAUACACUGCCCCGCCCCCUCCCCCCCUUCACCUCACCAGAUGGAGAUUUCGCGCACAGAGAUGAUCAUUCUAGUUUUGCCUUUUUCCGCGAGAUGACUUCGCCACCGGAUUUUGCAGGUCGAAUUGUCAUAGUCAAGGCGCAGAACUUUACUCGCCCGCCGUCUACGAAAGAGGCUUUUUGA